This is a messenger RNA of Nicotiana attenuata, 873 nucleotides long. RefSeq lists its product as uncharacterized. NCBI's taxonomy places the organism in Eukaryota, Viridiplantae, Streptophyta, Magnoliopsida, Solanales, Solanaceae. The record is from RefSeq and is a predicted model, not a curated record. The transcript is spliced from 7 exons. Gene Ontology annotation, molecular function: nucleic acid binding. The coding region runs from base 1 to 873 and encodes 290 amino acids.
AUGGCACCAGCAGAGUUGAAGGAUCUAAAACAACAACUACAGGAUUUGUUAGAUAAUGGUUUUAUCAGACCGAGUAUAUCUCCAUGGGGUGCACCAGUACUGUUCGUAAAGAAGAAAGACGGAUCCCUGAGAAUCCAAGGAGAACACGAGAAUCAUCUCAGGACUGUGUUGCGGACAUUGCUAGAACAUCGGCUUUAUGCUAAGUUCUCAAAGUGUGAAUUUUGGCUAGACUCAGUAUCAUAUCUGGGGCAUGUUAUAUCCAAAGAUGGAAUCAUGGUAGAUCCUAAGAAGAUAGAAGGAUUUCUACAGAAUAGCAGCGCCGCUGACCAAGCUAACACAGAAAAUGCAAAGUUUCAGUUGACGGAGGAAUUAUCCAUCAUCUCUGAUAAAGGAUCACAUUUCACUUUACGCUUUUGGAAAUCUUUUCAAGAAGCAUUGGGUACUCAAGUAGAUCUUAGUACUCCAUCUCAUCCACAGACAGACGGGCAGCCUGAAUCUUCCAGUCCAGUAUUCAAAUGGCAUCGUACGAAGAAUUGUAUGUUAGAAGAUGUCGUUCUCCUAUCAGAUGGUUUGAAGCUGGUGCUUGAAGCACCUGCUAUACCGCUUGAUAAGAAGUUGUCUUACGAGGAGGAGCUGAUGGCUAUUGUUGAUAGGCAAGUAAAGAAGCUACGGUUAAAAGAAUUUUUGUUCAUUAAACUAUUAUGGAGAAAUAAUAGAGUUGAAGAAUCUGCAUGGGAAGUAGAAAAAGAUAUACAAGCGAAGUAUCCCCAUUUAUUUCAGUCCACAGGAAAAUGGGCAACAGAAGCUAAAAACAAGGAAAGAAUGAAAAAGAAGAAGAAGAACAAGAUCAUUUCAGUUCUUUUCUUCUGGUAA